This is a messenger RNA of Lytechinus pictus (painted urchin), 2764 nucleotides long. Its product is annotated as ADP-ribosyl cyclase/cyclic ADP-ribose hydrolase-like. The record is from RefSeq and is a predicted model, not a curated record. Bases 372 to 1409 code for a protein of 345 amino acids. Gene Ontology annotation, biological process: positive regulation of B cell proliferation. The transcript has 7 exons. Gene Ontology annotation, cellular component: plasma membrane. Gene Ontology annotation, molecular function: NAD+ nucleosidase activity; phosphorus-oxygen lyase activity. NCBI's taxonomy places the organism in Eukaryota, Metazoa, Echinodermata, Echinoidea, Temnopleuroida, Toxopneustidae.
AUGACCGUGAACGUCAGUCCUGAGUGACGGACGUGGCUUUCAAAGAAUCCACCAAAUAUUAUUAUUUAUUAUAUUACACUUCAAACUCGAUACACUGCCCAUGAAAGAGCAUGCACAAUAAAAGGGGGAGACGCGGACCCCAACUGCAGUCAGACCAGAGCGCCAAUUUAUUGUGUCAACGAUUGGUCACUGUUUGUAGUUUCUGUUUAGCGCUCAUGAGAGACAGUGAAGUAUAGUUCUAGAGUUCAUGUGCGGGCUUUACUCGGAAUCUCGUAAGGUCCACAAGGAUUCCUCGCGCAGCACUCUAUUCAGAUAUUACCCGAGUUACAGGCAACAUUGCAAUCAAAAGGUGACAUCCUGACUCAGGCGCAAUGAACCUCUUCAACGGUUUUAACCCCGGCGCCCCAGCCGACAUCGGUAAGGCCUUGUUAUUAGUGAUCGUCGCUGCGUCUGUCAUUGCCACCACUUCUGCUCGUCUCCUACCUGUUUCCGUUGAACUGGACGACGAUGAGGGUCGUAGUCGCUUUCGACGAGCGGAUGGAGACAACACGACAACCGAGAUGCCGUCAGACCUAGAUCUGGGUGACGGCACCACAGCUAACCUGAAGGAAAUUUUCCUCGGUCGAUGUUACGCAUGUGAAUUCUGCACUGAAGAACAAAAAGAAGCUUACGAUUGUUUGGCAUUAUGGAACGCCUUCAAUUCGAGUUUUGCAUACAAGGAACCGUGUACCAGCGUGCCAGAAGAUUUUGACGCCUACGUUGACAUGGUUUUUAUGCCCCUUCCCGAAGAUCAGACUCUGUUCUAUUCAGGAAUGUACAGUAUGGCGAUGGCUAUAGGCAGACAGUCCUCUGAUUAUACCAACAUCGAGCUGACGAUGCUCGGCAGAGUAGUGGACGGAAGCAUUUUCUGCAGUAUGGCCGAAGCACCAGGGAUAAAUUACGAUGCAUGUCCGAAGUUUGGCAGUUGCACGAACGAAACCCAAGCGGCAUUCUGGGGAAAGUCGUCAAAGCGUUUUGCGGGCGGGGCAAGUGGUGACGUCACUGUUAUACUGGAUGGGAGCAGGACAGAUGGAGCGUAUCGAUCGACAAGUUUCUUUAGGACUGCAGAGGUGGUUAAUCUUGAUCCUGCUAAAGUGACAUCAUUGACGGCUUACAUCGUUCACAACCUGGAUGGGACUGUGACAGAGAAAUGCAUUACAGGUUCUUUGUUGGAUUUACAAGAGGAUAUAACUUCCAAAGGAAUUUCAUUUAAUUGUAUCGACGACCCAAGCAUUACACGUCACGUACAAUGCAUCCAGGACCCAGGACAUGAUCUAUGUCGACCAUACUCCGGCUCGGCUCCCACGAAUUUCGCCUCACCUAUAUUUCUAAUUCUAGCAUUUCAACUUGUUUCAUUAUUGACGCGGUAAUUUUUCUUUUUAAGGAAAGGGAAAAGGGGGGUGAUACAUUUGAGGUUUGUGCAAAAAGGGGAGAAUUCGAAAUUGACUUAAUUGUAUUCAUUUCAUAUCGUGUUGUCUCUUGAUUACCAAUUGUGAGUUUCUUUAAUAUUACGAAUGAAAGUGGAAAGAUUAAUUUCUAAAAAAGUAAGAGGAAGACAAGUAGGAGAUGAAGAAAAAAAAAGAAGGAGAAGAAGAAGAAUUAAGAAGAAGACGAAUUAAGAAGAAGGAGCAGAAGAAGAAAAAAUAAAUAAAAAGGUUGAAAGAGAAAGGGGGAGGGGAGAUGGCAAUAUAGCAUAAGACUAAUCAAUAUUUAACUACAAAAAGAUAAGUCUUUUAUAUUAGAUAAUAGUAUCUAUUUUCACGUUGUCUUCCAUGCAGUUUUUCAUGUCUAAACCUAUAUUUUUACUUUGUAUAUAAUUAUAUAUACUAUAUAUAUAGAUCAUCUUUGCCUUCUAUGAGAAAGUAUUAUAUCGAUUUUAUAACAAAUACAAACAUGAUUUUUAGAUUAGAAAUUGAUUGUAAAACAGAUGUUAUCUAUAAACAUUGCAUUUUAAGUUUUAGCUAAUGCAUGUAAUGAGUGAAAAACACAUACAUGACGCCACGCCAUAUUAUAAAAUAACAUGUGCGCUGAAAUAAGUCGUUGAUCUUUAGAUGUCCAUUGUUGUGUAAUUAUUAUAAUAUAAAUCAGACCAAUGCAGAAAUAGCUCAGACAGUGAUAAAUCAAGCAGGGAUGUGGGAUUUGACUUUUCUGGAUCAUAUUUAUUUAUUUAUUUAUUUAUUUAUUUAUUUGUCGUUUUAUUUCAAAAGGGUAGCCCUUUCAGUUACAAGAACUGCUCGACCAAGGGGCCCUGUAUCAACAGAUAUUAAAAACAUAACAAAAAACAAUAUCACAUAAAAAUAGUCAACAAAAUGAGCAUAAUAAUCAAUAAGAAAGAAAAAAUGUUAUACAUAAUAGUAAAAAUAAAUCAAAAUCACUAAUAAACUUAUAACAACAGAAAGUAACAUAAAGUAUUCAUGGAAAUCUUUAAAACAUAUUUGUGUGAGGGAUAUCGAUUUACAAUUUUUUUUUUUUAAGAAUUAAGUGAAUUUGCUAAACGGAGAGAAGGUGGAUAAAGUAUUUCAUAUUUGAGAGCCAUGAUAACAAAAUGAUCUUUUAUAGUAAAUGAGGUUUUUCAAUAUAUCAACUUACAAUGCACGUUGUACCACGGGCCCUGAUAAAGUACCUACCCUUUACUUUUCUAAAACGAAUUUACAUUAGCCCUCUUUAUCGAAGAUUGGUUUACAAGUGUAUACAUAGUCAUAUCAUUAUUAUUGCCAAAAGCUAG